This is a messenger RNA of Suillus plorans, 1506 nucleotides long. RefSeq lists its product as uncharacterized. Lineage: Eukaryota; Fungi; Basidiomycota; Agaricomycetes; Boletales; Suillaceae. Bases 1 to 1506 code for a protein of 501 amino acids. The record is from RefSeq and is a predicted model, not a curated record. The transcript is spliced from 2 exons.
AUGAUAUUUGCUCCCACAAGCCCUACUUCUGGUCCAUAUUUGUCACCUAUUUCCUAUCGUCCUGGUUCACCAUGUUCUUCUGCGACCUCGCUUCCAACGCCCGAAUUUGUACCUCCCAGACCUGCAUUCCUUGACACCACAGAUACCUUGAAACCACCCAUUCCAACUACUGCGAAGCCUGUGUUCGAAAGAAGGGAUCGUAGACCCCGUUUCCAGAAACGUUCUCUUUCGACUUCUCCUCAACCACCCCUUCGUCUCAAAGUACCUCUACCACCGACGACCAACACACUUGACGCCAACGAGCGAGCUGAUCUUAUACGGAGAAACCGCAAGUUGGCGCAACUGUUAGGACAAACCCCGGCUGUUGAAAUGGCUGCGUCAGAAGUAGAAGAAUCACGUUUAUUUAAGAUGCGACCACAGCCCCCCUUCUCUGCUUUGCUGGGGUCAUCGAAGCAGAAGCAUCAUCGUCAUGCGAUGUCUGUAUCUGUUGCCGUAAAGGCUCCCGGUUUCAAAUCCGAACCGACAUCGUCAUGGCAAGUCGUAGACUACCCAUCAACACAGAGCGGUCGCAGAUAUUCCACUCCCUACACUCCACGUAGCUUUACCUUCUACUUGGAUGAUUCACCGGAGCCACCGGCCACUCACGAUCAUCACGGCUCGUACCGCCAUUGGGAUCCGCAGCACCAAUAUGGUUCUCAAACUUCUUUCAUCGAUCUUUCAGACGAAGAUAAUUCAAAUGAUGCUUCGGAUGCGAUCAGUUUAGAAAUGCCGGACACGGCAAACAGUCGCCGAAUCUUCCAUCAUUCAUCCUCGACACCAUCUGUAGUGGAGACGUUUACGCCCGUGGAACAAGCCGAAGCCGAGAGAAGAAGAAAGCGUGACAAACUGGCUAAACUCCACCGUUUUCUCGGCUCGCGCGUCCCUACGGACUUGGUCAUUGGUCAUAUAGCUGGUCCGUCUUUACCUCCAUCGUCGAUGCCUGUGGACGGCCGCGACAUGUGGCUUUACAGGCGAAGAAGUGGUUCAUCUGCCCUAUCGUUUGAACGUAUCAAGACUGAGCUCGAUAAUGAAGAGAAGGCUGUGAAUGUCAGACGUGCUCAGAAAAUGGAAAAACUUUUCGGGAUCCCCCCUCCACAAACGUUGUACCAUACUCGCCAAGUUCCUGCAACAGUGGCCCGCUCUCAACCGGCAUCCCCUGUAGCGUCGCUUAUGACCCCGACUUACGUGUCCGCCCAUACUCCUGGUCUCUCUCAGCGUAAUCCAAACCAGACCGCGUACAUGAAAGGGAAGAAAGUGCAUCGCCCAGGAACUUCGGAUUCGACUACGUUCCUACUACCCUUCAAGAGUGCUAGCUCUCCAGAGCCCGGUCAGACGUCUGGCUAUGCGGAUACGCUUGCACAAUCUUCUGUGUACAUGAACUACCAACAUUCUAUCGCGUCGCUGACAGACAUAAUUGACCGAGUGAGUGAACAGAUGUGGAAUCAUGUACUGCACUCACCAUUUUAA